ACCAGGGGAGAGACCUUUGAGGAGUUCUUGCUUCAACAGUGUUUGAACGGAACUUCUUCCUUUCGUCCCGCUCGCUGCUUCUCAACUCGUCUGCAUUCCGGACACGAAGAAACCUUCUUUACUUGAACACUACCGAAAAAAAAAAAAAAAGUCGACGUAAAGCUCUAUUUUUUUUUUUGUACCGUUUUGUUAAGAAAAAGCACAAGAAACGCCAGCCAAGAUGGAGUCCCAAGUGCGUCAGAACUACCACCGCGACUGCGAGGCCGCCAUCAACCGGAUGGUCAACAUGGAGAUGUUUGCUUCCUACACCUACACCUCUAUGGCCUUCUACUUCUCCCGUGAUGAUGUGGCCCUCCCAGGCUUCUCCCAUUUCUUCAAGGAGAACAGCGAUGAGGAGCGGGAGCACGCUGAGAAGCUGCUGUCCUUCCAGAACAAGAGAGGAGGACGCAUCUUCCUCCAGGACGUCAAGAAACCAGAGCGUGAUGAGUGGGGCAGUGGGCUGGAGGCCAUGCAGUGUGCCCUGCAGCUGGAGAAGAACGUGAACCAGGCUCUGCUGGACCUGCACAAAUUGGCUUCUGAGCACACAGACCCUCAUCUGUGCGACUUCCUGGAGAGCCAUUACCUGAACGAGCAGGUGGAGGCCAUCAAGAAGCUGGGCGACUACAUCACCAACCUCACCCGCAUGGACGCCCACAACAACAAGAUGGCAGAGUACCUGUUUGACAAGCACACCCUGGGGGGCAAGAGCUAAACGCAAAGACCCAGGAGUGGGCCUGCUGUGAAAAUCUUAACAAGCAGGGUUUGAAAUAAACACCUUUCUGCUCCAGCUGUUCACACACUGAGCAUGAUUUCACAUCUAAUUUACUUUUUGGUGGUGUUUUUCUGUAAAUGUCAAACGGAAAGAUGGAUGCUCUUUAGAUUGUGGCGUUGCCCGUCAGUCUCUUCGGGUGUUUUUGUGGAAGUUUCUGAUCUGUUUCUAAUCUGAAUAAACAUUUUGAGCUGGA
Stegastes partitus (bicolor damselfish) is the source of this 1004-nucleotide messenger RNA. RefSeq names its product ferritin, middle subunit. Gene Ontology annotation, cellular component: cytoplasm. The record is from RefSeq and is a predicted model, not a curated record. The coding region runs from base 221 to 751 and encodes 176 amino acids. Lineage: Eukaryota; Metazoa; Chordata; Actinopteri; Pomacentridae. The transcript has 4 exons. Gene Ontology annotation, biological process: iron ion transport; intracellular iron ion homeostasis. Gene Ontology annotation, molecular function: ferrous iron binding; ferric iron binding.